CGCGAGCUUGAUGAAAGCUCCCCGCAAUUGUCCAGAUCGCAGCUUCAAACAGAUGACACCUUACACAGCUCCGUCAUGUUCAGCCUACCCAGAAUUCAACUACCGUCAUUCCUCACCGGAGGCAGCGGAAGCCACCGAUCUAUCGACCUUCCAUCCAUCGAGGUCCACGAUAUCGAAACCGCCGCCGAAAAACGUUCGCGAACCCUAAAGCAUCUGAUCAAAGCGAACCAUGCCAAUUACUCGAUCAUAUACCAUGACUUGCGCUUCCACAACCACACACCACAUAUCCUUGGAUCCGCAUACAUUCUUGGAGGCACGGCAGAGCACCUGAACAACAUCUACGAGAAGGAAGCAGAGGGCCUGGAGCCAUGGCAUGAUGCACCAGCGGAAAUUACAAGUGAUGACUGGAGGGACUUUUUAGGCAAGAGAGAAUAUCAGCGCGCCUUUGUGGACUUUUUCGAGGACCAGCUCGUGCUCAGACGAUACGAUAUCCAGCAGGUGCUUGAGGAGUAUCUUUUGGGUGGGAAGAACCCUCUGAUCAACGGCAUGAUUUCUGGACUCGCACACCCACUCAUCCACCUUGGAUACGCCUACGAACUUGGAUCGACGACCGUUGCCAUCGAAGCCCUAGCGCUGGGUGCAUGCUUCUAUAGCCCGCUCCACAACUACAUCGACGAUAAAUCGUACACCAGACCAAGUCCACAUCAAAGCACAGACCUGCGCAAGAUCCUUGACAAAGUUCGGCAGGACAGCCGCUUCGAUAGUCUAUACCCACACCGAAGCGGCGACAUCUCGAAGGUGCUGGAGAAGCAAGAGGAGGCGUUCUUGGGGUACUGGAAUGCUUGGGAGCUGUCAGAUCCACAAACGGCGUUUCGGCAAUCGCAGGAGCUCGCAGUCACUCUACUGAUGGGCACUGAGGCACUGGAGGACACGAAGUUUGACUUCUUCCUUGUUCACGUCCUCACGUCAUCCCAUGCAGUACGCGUGCUGCUUCCGUUAGUCCCAGCAAAAUUCCACAUCAACCUGGUGCGACAGUGGUGGCUGUUCACAUUAGCCGUGUACAUCGCGCAGACACGACCUCAGAUCGAUACUACCAUCAUCGAGAAGUACGACCUGAAGGGUCGCGACUGGAAAUUUGUUGUACACAAGGCGCUCGACUCAUCUGAGUCUACAGAUGCACACUACGUCAAAGCAUUGCGAUGUAUGAAGAACAUCUCGGAGACAUGGGGUGACGAAUCACAGUAUUUCGAAAAGGCGGCAGUCAAAUUCGCAGACGAGUUUGAGCAUUGGGGUGGGUUCAGUACUGAGGAAGAUGCUACUAAUCUGGCGUACCCUGAAAAGCAAUGAGCUCGCCAUGGAGGGAUCCGGAAUCCGAUCGGCCGCUGUCUACACCCUGAUAUCUAUGGAGACCUACAAAUAUUGCGGCACUCUUAACAGGAUUUGGUCGACAAACAUAGAUGGCUACAAUUGAGUUGACUGGUUGGCAGACGGCUAUGACGGAGUUGUGAUCAUGAGGGUGUUUGGUAGUGGAGAUCCUUCGAUCCAGACCUGUAAUUGACACGAAUAGCUACACCGCAGAAUGCAUCAAGCGCUGAUAGGCAUGGGAAAUGUGCCAUGUGGGACAUGGGAAUAGACCUGGACGCAAGCCUCUUGGCCCUGACUGUUCCUGUGAUGCAAGGGCCGGCAGAUCGGGGAUCGAAACUCGACUCCCUGUACGUUAUCGCGAUUCGUUGGAGGCCUUGGGCUUAUGCACACACUUCGCACAAGCACUUUGUCAG
Didymella exigua CBS 183.55 is the source of this 1778-nucleotide messenger RNA. RefSeq lists its product as uncharacterized. Gene Ontology annotation, molecular function: oxidoreductase activity. Lineage: Eukaryota; Fungi; Ascomycota; Dothideomycetes; Pleosporales; Didymellaceae. Bases 76 to 1347 code for a protein of 423 amino acids. The transcript has 4 exons. The record is from RefSeq and is a predicted model, not a curated record.